This is a messenger RNA of Podospora anserina S mat+, 2934 nucleotides long. RefSeq lists its product as uncharacterized. Gene Ontology annotation, cellular component: exocyst. The record is from RefSeq and is a predicted model, not a curated record. NCBI's taxonomy places the organism in Eukaryota, Fungi, Ascomycota, Sordariomycetes, Sordariales, Podosporaceae. The coding region runs from base 1 to 2934 and encodes 977 amino acids. Gene Ontology annotation, biological process: Golgi to plasma membrane transport; exocytosis. The transcript is spliced from 4 exons.
AUGCAGCGAUCCGCCCCAGAGACCAACGCCGAGCGCGAGAUGGGGAGGGUGCUCGAGCUGAUCAAGCAGGAAUGGCCAGCCAUGCUGGAGAACGACUGCAUCCCCUAUCUGCAAGACUCGCUCAAGAAGAUUGUCCACGAGUACCACCAGGGCUUCAACAGCUCCAUCGGAACCUUCCACAAGAUUCAGGGCAGCAUCCAGGCCUCGCAGAAAAAGGUGCGCUCCUUGAAGGAGUCUCUAGCCACAUCAAAAACGGCUCUAUGUGCGACAGACCCGGAACUGAAAAAGCUACACGCGACAUCUCGCAUGUAUGACGAUGUGCUACAGACAUUAAACGAGCUAGAUGAUUUGCGGACGGUGCCGGAUCAGUUGGAAGCCAGAAUAUCCGAGAAGCGCUUCCUCACGGCCGUCGAAGUGUUGCAAAAUGCGUUGCGCAAACUAACGAAACCAGAAUUGGACGGGAUUGGGGCGCUGAGUGACUUGCGCAGCUAUCUUGCCAACCAGGAGACGGCACUGAUGGAAAUCUUGGUCGAGGAACUGCACGAACAUCUCUACUUGAAAUCCCCCUACUGCCAGGAGCGGUGGCAGAAUCUCACCAAACACCAUGGAGCUAUGAACGAGGCAUUCCAGGAUACUUCCAACCUUGCCCCAUUUCAUAUCAUUUUCGAGUCCAUCGAUUGGGACCGGUCUGUGACUGAGGAUCCCCAAAAGAAUCCCGAGGCCGAUACUUUCUACUAUAUUACGCUCUUGGUUGAAUCUUUGAACAGAUUGGGCAGGUUAGAAACUGCCGUCGAUAUGCUGAAGCAACGACUGCCUGUUGAGCUCUUUGCUGUUGUCAACGAGACGAUCAACGAUAUCGACCAGAAGCAUCCUAGCUCAUUACGUGGUGGAUCGAACGGCUCUAACGGGUUACAUAUAUAUGGCCAGCGGGAGACCCAGAUGAGGGCAGAUGUCAUCUAUGACCUGCUCUGGACUCUCUAUGGCAAAUUCGAGGCGAUCGCCGAAGGCCACCGUGUGUUCCACGAGUCGAUCAAGUCCCUCAUCCGACGUGAGGGAGCCGGCAACAAUAUUGCUCUUCUGGGAAGUUUCAAGGAACUGUGGAAUCUCUACCAGAACGAAAUCCGCUCGCUGUUACACAACUAUGUCACUACCGACGCUGAUGUGUACCAGUUCCGCUCGUCACCGAGACCAGGCGGUGGUUUGAAUGGCCAUAUGGACGCCAGGGAACACCUCUUCAAGUUCUCGGAAGCGGACGCCAAGUCGGCGGAGAUGACGGCCGAGUAUGAAGCACUGGAUAAUAUUAUUCAGAAUGCUGUCCCUGGUUUGACUUCCAAUUCUGGAAAAAACAGCAAGAAGUCCACAUUGGUUGUGCCACGGUCGGAUGCUGCGGCGACAAGGAAGAGCUUGGGGGCUGGGUAUGGCAGAGAGCAGAGCAGUGGGACAUACAAGUCGCUUGUUGAGCCGAGUGUCUUCAACAUGAGCCUACUGUUGCCACCGACGCUUGUCUUCUUGCAGCGUCUGAAAAGCAUCGUGCCCCCUGGAUCUGACCUGGCGACGAGCACGUUGACGUCUUUUCUGGACAACUUCCUUGUCAACGUAUUCCAGCCUCAACUUGAUGAGACUCUUGGCAAGCUCAGUGAUACCGUCUUUGGGGAGGCGGAUGCUUUCUUGCAAGACUCGGAAUGGGCCCAUCUCGCCAAGAGACCUAUUUUCAAAGGGACAACCGCCUUCUUUACGGUCAUCACAGCCUUCUGCCGCAUGCUGGGGACGAUCCCACAUGAUCAGGCUCUCAGUUCACUGAUCAUCACUCAGAUGUUGAGAUACUACGACCGCUGCUUCAACUGGUACAAAGCUCUCGUCACCAAAACCCAAGAAGAAGCAUCCACUUCCGAAGAGCUCCGUGCCUCGGCAGUCAUGGCACUGGAACCUAGUGAGAUCCACGACACGGUGAUGAGCCUCUGGAAGGCAGAGACGUCGGGAGCAACAGAAGAGUUCGAGGAGCUUCUCCGAAAAGAAGCGGGCUUGUUGAUUGCUAAAGCGAACGAACAAAAGCUGGAGGCAAGCGAUAUCAUCCAGGACAGGGAUACGAUCUCGUCGCUGUGCCUGCUGUACACGAGCAUGAAGUGGCUCACGGUUAAGGUUAUGGGCCUGCGGCACAUCACGAAGAACGAGAACGACACGUCGACCAAGCCGUCGGCGGCGACGCUGCCGAAGCCGGAGAAGAAGAGGUGGACGUUGCUGAAUGACCCUAAUAAGGCCACGGCGGAGGAGGGGCCGGUGUACCUGCCUAUGACGCAGGAGACGGUGCACAUCCUAACUUCCUACGAGGAACUCGCCUCCAUAGCCCUCCGCACCCUUCACAUGGAGGUCCGCUGUCGGAUCGUCCACUCCCUCUCCCUCGCCCUUUCCCCUACCAUCACAGCACCCUACACCCUCGACCAAAUCGUCACGGAACCCGACCAAGAAAUCUUGUCCCUCAACGCGGAGAUGGUCGCCUACGAUGAAACCACCACCCGGUAUCUCCGCGAACGAGAAGUCCUCUUCAUCCGCCGUGGACUGGGUCUGUUGAUAAACGCCUAUCUCAUCAAGAUCGCGCCCGUGGUGUCCCACCCGAUGAACCUCAACGGCUGCGGGAGGAUGAAACUGAACGUGAGGGUGUUGCAGCAGAACCUGAAGAAAAUUUUGGAAGGUUUGGAAUUGGGGAGGGAGAUGGGGUAUUUUGAGUUGUUUGAGAAGGGGCUUGAUGAGAAAGUUGAGCGGACGAAAAAGGAUGCUGAGCAAAUACAGGGGGGGGGCUAUGAUGAGCUGAAGGCGCUGCUGGAGCUGUGCUAUAGUGAGCAGCUGGCUGAUCGGGAGAGGGGGGUGGCGGCGCAGGCGAAGAGGCAGUUGGGGGAGAGGUUGUUGGGGUUGAGUGAGUAUAUGUGGCAGCAAUAG